UUUGACUCGUUGGAUUCGUCGGAAAUUGUCUUCCAGCCAAUCCAACGCGAUCCGACCAUCGAAACAAAUCAUGGCAGCUUCUACGUGCCCGACGGGAUGAUGAUUUACGUUUUCUUAAUGAGAUAAGCAGAAUUCAACUGUUUACCGGGUACUUCGCUGUAAAGAAAAUCUGAGACAACACGACGGCGAGAUGGCGAGCUGUGUCAACUCCACGUUAAACAAUCUACUCAAGUCCUACAAGAGCUGGAUCGUGGCGAAUCCGCAGCUACUGACAGACAUCGAGGCCACCGUCAGAUGUCUGUCUUAUUUCAGCUUUGGACAAUUCCGCGACUCGACCUUGGCCGUGGAGCUCAUUUAUUCCAUGCCAAAUCUAAUUGUCCUCUGCAACGACCUGCUCAUGUACAGUAGCAGACGCCAGCACUUGAGGAUACCCCAGUUCGAUUCGAAGAUCAAGAUCUGGCUGACCGUGGUGGAGUACACCGAGACGCUGCUCGAGGUGUCUGCCAAGAAGUUGUGGGGGCCAAAGGGGAGGUGGUUAAUAAUUGUAAUUGUACAAUUGUUCAAGUCCAUAUUGCGACUGUUGUUAAUUCAUGUGUACAAGGAACGCGUGACGAAGAGCCCGGCGACGCCGCCGCUCAACAGAGACAAGUUCAAUAAAACUAUCGACAGUGCGCAAGUGAAGGAGGGCUUUACGCUGAAGAGGUCGGGCACCGUUGUUCGAAGCGUAAAAUACUCGGCUCCUAUAGAGAUACGAACGUGGAAGGCUCUGCCUCCUGUCACAGACGAGAAUGAGAAUUUGACCAAAAACCAGGAAUCCGAGAGGAAUCUAAAACUAGCUGAGAGUCUUUACGUGACAAAGCCACUGCUUCAUCUCGGAUGUAUGUACAUUACCAGCCAGAAACGUUGGCCGCCAUGGAUACUGUCGCUUAUUAUCGAUUUAGCCAGCUUAAAUGUCUUCGCGCGUUGCGCCAAGAAAGCAUUGUUCAGCAAAGAGGAGGAAGAAGAGCUCGUGCGUCGAAGAUUGAGCUUGCUGUUGUACAUCUUGAGAUCGCCGUUCUACGACAAGUAUAGCCGCGAUAAGAUAAACGCGCUGUUUGACACGAUAUCUACCUCGGUGCCUCUCGCCAAGUACUUGGCGAGUGCCGUUAAAAAGAACUUACCGUAUAUGCAGAGUACGUACUUUUACAUGUGGUCGCGCUAACUCGCCGACGUGGGUACACGAGACGUAUAGGCUGGACUCUGCGCAAAUGCGAAUAAUCUAAGCGGGGUUGGGUAGUGUCUAGUUAAAAAGUUAAAAGUUAAGUUAAAAAGUUAAAUAAUUUUAACUUAACACUUAGUUACAUUAUA
Vollenhovia emeryi is the source of this 1347-nucleotide messenger RNA. It is a transcript of the gene Pex16, whose product is annotated as peroxisomal membrane protein PEX16. Gene Ontology annotation, biological process: peroxisome organization. The record is from RefSeq and is a predicted model, not a curated record. Bases 191 to 1201 code for a protein of 336 amino acids. NCBI's taxonomy places the organism in Eukaryota, Metazoa, Arthropoda, Insecta, Hymenoptera, Formicidae. The transcript is spliced from 5 exons. Gene Ontology annotation, cellular component: peroxisomal membrane.